AUGGAGCGACCGGGCAGCGAGCCAAUUCGCACCGCCGGCCGUGUCAUCGAUCUUGAAAAGGCCGAGACCACCGAUGAGACGAGGACUUUCAUAGCUGCGCUUGCUAGGCCUCUCUCUACCGUUCGACCGUCACGAGUUCCCACCCCCAGAACCUCGGCAAGCAGGCUGGCUGAGGCCACUCCAGACGUCUGUUCUGAGUAUCCGGUCCCGGCCCCAAACACUUCGAAUGGGCACACCUCUUUUUCGACUUUCCCUUCUCCGAAGCAGCAAAACGACCCUUUCGAUGACAGCACCGCCUCCACGGUACUCUACCUCGCCUAUGGCUCCAAUAUGGCCGCGGCUACCUUUGAGGGUCAGCGCGGCAUCCGCCCACUCUCGUGCGUCAGCGUAGCCGCGCCAUCGCUGCAGUUGACGUUCGACUUACCUGGCUUACCGUAUCGGGAGCCCUGCUUUGCCAACACGGCGAUACGACGGCGCUUGCCUAAGAUCCCAGACAAGCCGAAGCUCCCUCCGGUGCCGGUGCCGGUGCCUCCGAACCCUGGCCUACCCAAUCCGCCGACAUCUGCUGUCGUCGACACCAACAGCCAGGGCGACCGGGUCUGGAACGGCGGCCUCUACGGGGUCGUAUACGAGGUCUCGCGCGCCGACUACGCCCACAUCAUCGCCACCGAGGGCGGUGGUGUUUCAUACCAGGACUUGCUGGUGCCGUGUCUUGAGCUGCCGCCGAGCUUCACGAUUCCCGAAAAGCCACUUCUACCACGGCCACCGCGGCCUUUUCUAGCACACACACUGUGGGCACCUCAGCUUCCGGGAGGCGGCGAUGACGAAGAAGAUGGCGACGACGACGAUGACGAUGACGGAAAGCUCCCCGCUUGGCUCAGCCGUCGCUGGCGUCUGCUGCGUAUCCGCCUCCUCCGCCUGGCCGUGGGGCACGCUCGUCCGGAUCCCAACUACGCACAACCGUCGCCGCGCUACCUGGCGCUGCUCGUCGACGGCGCCCGUCAACACGACCUGCCGCUGGCAUACCAGGACUGGCUGGUGUCGCUAACACCAUACCGGGUCACAACCUGUCGUCAGCGGCUCGCCGCCGCCCUGCUUCUUCUCGCCGGUCUCCCCUUCUUACUGCUUAUGGGCACACUCACGCUACUGCGACGGUGCCGUCGGACACCGCCGUCGUCUGGCGACACUGAUGGACAGCUGCCUCUCUGGCUACGGGUGGCCGUGGGUCUGUUCACACGAGCGCUAUGGUGGAUGUACGAUCACGUGAUGAAGCCCGUGUUUGGCGACGGCGAGAGAAGUGAGAAAUCGGAGAAGCAGUUGUGGUGGGAUUACGACAACGACGACGAGACUGCACCGCUGCGCGGACAGGAAAUCGUUUAA
Messenger RNA from Grosmannia clavigera kw1407, 1380 nucleotides. Its product is annotated as gliotoxin biosynthesis protein. The record is from RefSeq and is a predicted model, not a curated record. Bases 1 to 1380 code for a protein of 459 amino acids. Gene Ontology annotation, molecular function: gamma-glutamylcyclotransferase activity. The transcript has a single exon. Lineage: Eukaryota; Fungi; Ascomycota; Sordariomycetes; Ophiostomatales; Ophiostomataceae.